AUGAAUUGGUUGAGUAGUAAGGAACAAAAUGGAGGUGGAAUAUAUGUGGAUGCAGUUAAAUUAAUACUUGAAAUCCAUAAGGGUUAGAUAUUCAAUUCCUCAGCAAAGAUUAGUGGUGGGUUUAUAAAUAUAAAUUAAGGAAAGGAAAUAAGAAUUACUUCAACUGAAAUUAUAUCAAGCAGAGCUUAUCAUAAAGGAUCUGUAAUAUACACUAAUUCGAUCAUUGAAUCCAUUUAAAUGAAUGAGAAUUUAAUACACUGUGAGCAAGUAGAUACCGAAUAAAAUGAUGAUACUCUCUUGCUAUAAUAAAUCUAUAAAUUUGGUGGUGCUGUUUAUGCUAUGAAUUCAAACUUUAUUUACUCUAAGCAAAACACUUUUUAGAAUUGCCAUAAUAGAAACAAAGGGGGAAUGUUCUUUUUAUAAAAUACAAAUCUAUUUGAAUAUAAUUCAACAUACGCUGAUUUUUCAUCAAUUUAGGGGGGAGGGUUUUAUACUAUUGAUUCAGAAAUCGAUAUUAAUAAGACUUCAUUUAGAAAUAUAAAAGCUUUUGAUGGUGGGUUAAUAUAUGUUGAGAAAAGCAGCAAUAUAACUUUAGAUAGUGUUGAAACUUAAAACUCAAUUGUCUUAAAUGAUGGAGGUCUUAUUUAUGUAAAGCAUAGCAAAUUAAAAUGGUGGGUGUUUCUAUUUUAAUCACUCAUAGCUAUAAUUUGA
This is a messenger RNA of Stylonychia lemnae, 711 nucleotides long. The record is from the annotation of a GenBank genome assembly. NCBI's taxonomy places the organism in Eukaryota, Ciliophora, Spirotrichea, Sporadotrichida, Oxytrichidae.